UUGAAGCUUAUGACUAUGAGAAAUGUGUUGGUAACUUCAUGUUGUCUACAAACCUUUCAUGGUUUGUUCGUUUCUCGACCAUCAGAAGCUAUUCUACCAGUACAAAGAAAUGGGCAAAUCAUUACUGCCUUAUAUGAUUAUCAACCUCCAGCAACUGAUACACAACCAACUUUAUCGUGGCUAACUGUAAUGCAAGAAGCGUAUUUAAAUUUAGCGCACAAUUCAUUAAAUUUAUGCGCAGUUCUUUUACCAAGAAUUUUGAACACAUGUAGUCAAUUGUGGCUUUCGGGCAAAUCGGAAGUUAUAUCUGGUUCUUCGCACACGAUAAAAAUUUUAUUACAAGAUUGUGUCGGUAAAAUGUGUGAAACCAAAGAAUCAAUGGAAACGUAAGAUUAGAUUUGAUUAUUAUUCUUCGUAUCUAUAAUU
Messenger RNA from Bombus impatiens (common eastern bumble bee), 426 nucleotides. RefSeq names its product RRP12-like protein. Bases 10 to 390 code for a protein of 126 amino acids. Lineage: Eukaryota; Metazoa; Arthropoda; Insecta; Hymenoptera; Apidae. The record is from RefSeq and is a predicted model, not a curated record. The transcript is spliced from 2 exons.